AUGGGAAAUGUACAGUCUGGAUCAGCCCUUACACGCACAACGGUUGCAUUGGAUUCGUUUGUAGCAGAGCUUGGAGGAGAUAUCAUAUUUGAGAAGAGCCUGGGUUCUGCACGCUUCCUAAAGACAGUCAAGUGUCGACACAGAAAUGGAUACCUUGUGGUCAAAAUAUUUGUUAAACCAGAUCCUGGGUUGUCCUUGAGAACACAUAAUCGACGCCUGAAGAUGGACAGGGAGGCAUUAGCAGAAAUUGCCAAUAUUUACAACUAUCAAGCCUUCGUCGAGACGGAUAAAGCAGGUUACAUCAUUAGACAAUGGGUCGCAAGUAGUCUUUAUGACCGGAUCAGCACGCGACCUUUCUUGAGCACUGUAGAAAAAAAGUGGAUUUCUUUCCAGCUUCUCAACGCGUUACGUGACGCGCGAAAUAGAAAGGUGUCUCAUGGGGACAUCAAGUCCGAGAACAUCUUGGUCACGUCAUGGAACUGGAUCUACCUCACCGACUUCGCAUCAUACAAGCCCACCUAUCUUCCUCUUGACGAUCCAUCGGAUUUUUCUUUCUUCUUUGAUAUGUCAGGACGCCGCACCUGCUACCUUGCGCCCGAGAGGUUCUAUACUCAGGCCAGCAAUCCCGAGAUCAGCGCAAAGAAGUCAAAGAUAGCGAUGGACGAACUGGAGGGAAAACGAGAUGGGAAGGUCACAGAGCCCAUGGAUUGCUUUAGCGCCGGAUGUGUUAUUGCAGAAGUAUUCCUGGAAGGAGCUCCUCUGUUCACUUUGAGCCAGCUGUUCAAGUAUAGAGAGGGAGAAUACAAGGUGGACAGUCACCUCGGUGCGAUUGAAGAUGAAGGGGUUCAAAACCUCGUCAAACAGAUGAUUAGUAUUGACCCAUCUGAUCGCCCAACCUUUGACACACUGCUUCACACUUCCCGAGGGUCGGUGUUCCCAGAGUCAUUCUACUCCUUCCUCCACAACUAUGUCUCUUCGGUCAAUGAACUAUCCAGCGAAACGUCGAGCAUCAACAACACGUCUGGCUCUACCCCCACACAACCUUCUAUUCCGACGUCAAUAUCCGGGACCACAAUACGACCUAGCGCCUCCGGUACCUUGAAUAGCACUGUUGGUGCCGUGAACGAAGGCAAGAGCGAAUCUUUACCCAGUGACUCUGACCAUAGAAUGGAGAGGAUUUGGUCCGACUAUGCCAGUAUUGAGCCCUAUAUCGCCCCAGAAACAGCUUCGAGCCCUGACAUGGACGUGAAAGUUGAAUACGUCCCCGCUCUCAGCACAACUUCCAAACCGUUCCAGGAUAUAUUACCCGUGGAACUUCACAUCCCUAACCACGAACCCAGUUUGCGGAGCACCUUGCAUUGGAGGCGUUUUGCUGCCACAGAAGAUGGACCUGCUCUAAUUAUCCUGGCCCUCGUCACUGCCAAUAUCCGCAACUGCAGCCUCCCAAGUUCGAAAGUUCGCGCUCUGGACGUUUUCCUCGCAUUGGCUUGUCAUCUAACGGACGAAGCAAAAUUGGAUCGGAUGGUUCCUUAUAUAGUGGAGCUCCUUCAUGACGACUCCGCGUCGGUAAGGUCAUCUGCUCUACGAACACUGAUGCAAGUCCUCAUGCUCGUCUCCGUGAUAACACCGUCAAAUGUGGCCAUAUUCCCCGAAUACAUCGUCCCUAAUAUCAAGCACUUGGUCCAAGACUCCGAAGUGUCAGUCCGCUGCACUUACGCACAGUGCAUCGUUCAGCUUGCGGAUACGGCUGUCCGAUACUUAGAAAUGGGACAAGCGUUAAAAGCGCAUGGGGCCUUCAAGCUUACCCCAGAAGCACACGAAUAUGAGAAUGCUAACAUCGAGAUUUCUUACGACGCGAAUAUGCAAGAGCUGCAAAACCACAUCCAGGAGCAUCUUUCUGCUCUUCUCAUGGAUCCGUCAAGCAUUGUCAAGCGGGCCGUUCUCCACGACAUCUCGUCUUUAUGCAUCUUCCUCGGCAGACAGAAAACAAACGAUGUCUUGCUUAGUCACAUGAUCACAUACCUGAACGAUAGAGAUUGGCUGCUUCGUUACGCAUUUUUUGAAAGCAUCGUGGAUGUCGCUGCCUGUGCUGGUGGAAGAAGUCUUGAAGAAUAUAUCCUACCUCUGAUGGUGCAAGCCCUUUCAGAUGUCGAGGAUUCGGUAGUUGCGAAGGUCUUGUCAGCUCUUACGAGUCUGUGCGAGCUAGGCCUCUUCCAGAAGAUGCGAAUAUGGGAGCUGAUGAGUGCUACUCUUGGAUUCCUGUACCAUCCAAACAUAUGGAUUCGACAAGGCGCCGCAGCGUUUAUCACGUCCGCUGGGCAACACCUUCCUCCAAGCGAUAUUUGGUGCAUUUUGUAUCCGUCAUUACGACACUUCUUGAAGUCCGAUAUCGUCAUAAUCGAUGAACAAAGCUUGCUCAGUGCCAUGAAACCACCGCUUCCAAGACAAAUACUGGACGCGUCAGUCCAAUGGGCAAUGAAAGCCGAGAAAUCUAAUUUCUGGCGAGGUCAGAGGAGAACAACCAAGGUCGAAUCACCGCGAGAAAGCGUCAUGUCCAUGCGGAAAACAGGGAAUAUGAGCAUUGCACGGAAUAAAUCAGACGAAGAUGAGGCACAACUCACUAAGCUGCAACAACUCGGUCUGACAACAAGUGACGAGAAUAAACUCCUUUCAAUGCGUGACUAUAUUCUCAAACUAGCGAACGCUACGUCAAGCUUUGCCUCACGAUUAAACUACGAGCCGGACUCCGGUAGAAGUCUCAAGGUCAUCGGAGACAUCGAACUGCAGAAACUUGGUGUGGUCCCACAAACGGUCUUCCUGAAGGCAAGAAACAGUGAUAUCGGAAGUACACGAAGGUCGAUUGUUCCUUCUUCGUCCUCUCGAAAGUCGACCACGUCUUCGUCACGUAUCCCCAUCCUAAGUCCAUCUCGCAUGUAUCGAAUAUCCAGCGGAGACUAUAGCACGACAGGCGCUCCUUUCGAGGAUCUUCGUCGGAGAUUGGCGACCAUCAACGGAUCUGCAUCUUCAUUGAGCGUCGCUAACACUCCUCGCGACACCAGACAGGCAUUGACCCCCGUGGCAAGUUCUUCAACCACCUCUCUCUCUAAUGCAGUCAGUCCCGUCAUUUCCGAUCGUCCUUCCAGUCCCACCGAAUCCAUUGUUUCGACCACGAAUUCCGUCUCAUUCCGUCCUCUAAGUCGGCUUCAAGUUGGCAGCACCGAUGGUCAAAAGGCUGCUCCAGCCAUCGGUUCAUCCAAAGCAAAUGCGAUUGGCCUGCUCGAUGCUCAUUACAAACUACGUUCGGAGAGUUCUCCAGACGAAUCUGGGCGAUCCUCACCUAUGUCUAUGUCGACUACUCUGCGAGGGCCGAGAGUGGUCCCACGUAACCCCUCUUCGUUAGCUAUUUCAUCAUACGAUGGACAAGAACCGGGAAUCAGCAAUCUGCUUGAAAAUUUGUAUUUGGAUAACAAUCGUGAACUUCAGCAAGACUUCGGCCCCAGGGUGCAUGAUGGGCCUGUUCGCCGCCGAAAUCCAUCGAGGCCCAACUUUUCAUCACGGGAUGCCUCGACGAAGCGUAUGGAGGCAAAUCUCAUCGCCAAUCUUUCGUCACACUCCGAGGCAAUCACUGGAUUUGCGGUAUCUCCUGACCAUAUGUUCUUCGUCUCUUGCUCGGAUGACAAGACAGUCAAGAUUUGGGACACGGCGCGGUUGGAGCGGAACGUGACAAGCAAGGCGAGGCAAACAUAUGGCCAGCACCAUGCAAGAGUCAAAUGUGUUUGCAUCCUAGAAGGGGUCCAUUGUUUCGCAAGUGCGGCGGACGACGGCAGUCUACAUGUGGUCAGGGUUCAUAUCACUCAGAAUGGGGCUCUUCCCAAGUACAACAAACUACAAGUGGUGCGAGAACAUCGAGUCGAGAAUGUAGGCGAGUACAUUACGUGCAUGGCGCACUACAACUCGGAUUCGGCUUCCAACCUCGUGUACGCCACUACUCAUUCUAUGAUCACUGUCUUGGAUCUUCGGACGAUGAAUAUUCUCCAAACAAUGGAGAACCCUCGACACUAUGGGCCGAUUACCUCAAUGUGCAUCGACCGAAAGAAGGCGUGGAUACUUGUUGGUACAUCAACCGGCGUCCUUACUCUAUGGGACAAACGCUUCGGUCUCCUGAUACGAAGUUGGCAUGCAGGCACUUCUGCAGGCGGUCGAUCUGUUAGAAUCCAUCAAUGCGUCGCUCACCCUUCCAGCAAGGCUCGUGGAAGAUGGGUCAUCGUAGCUCUCGAAGCGUCGAGAAGGAGCGCAGACCGAUUGUCUACUACUUUAAUCGAAGUCUGGGACAUCGAGAAGGCUGCGUUGGUGGAGACUUACGUGACGCGAACAGGAUCGCCAGCGGACCCUAUUCCUGAACCUGAAGAGGUCACAGCAGCAGACGCAGAGACUACACCCGCUGCAGCGAUUGCUGCCCUCGUUCGUGCCCGCCAGAAUCAAACGGAUGCACUCGGCGCCUCUCGUUAUCCUCCUCGUGAGGAAUUACCUCAGGCCCCUGCACCCGAUGUUCGUGCCCUCGUUGUAGGGUGGGAAUUUGGUGCCUAUUCGACAACACAAAGAUCGGACUUUGGUGAAUUGGAACAAGUCCCCUCGCGUCCAACAGCCCGAGGGUUUAUGAUCACGGGCUCAGAGGAUUCAAAAAUUCGCUUGUGGGAUCUGGGCAAGUUUGAUCGAACAACAGUGCUUAGUGGAGUAGAUUCCGAUUGUUGCAUAGUACUUUCACGUCUACAAAUGCUGGAGCGACCACCUUUGUCGAAACCUGGCCUCGCGGCCCUCCCGGUAGUUCAGCAAGCCGCGCGCCUCAACGCAUCUCUUUAA
Cyclocybe aegerita is the source of this 4860-nucleotide messenger RNA. NCBI's taxonomy places the organism in Eukaryota, Fungi, Basidiomycota, Agaricomycetes, Agaricales, Hemipholiotaceae. The record is from the annotation of a GenBank genome assembly.